Cornus florida is the source of this 1147-nucleotide messenger RNA. RefSeq lists its product as uncharacterized. The coding region runs from base 711 to 1049 and encodes 112 amino acids. The transcript has 2 exons. The record is from RefSeq and is a predicted model, not a curated record. NCBI's taxonomy places the organism in Eukaryota, Viridiplantae, Streptophyta, Magnoliopsida, Cornales, Cornaceae.
GUAUCAUAUCUGUAUUCUAUAUCUGUGUCUGUGCUUCAAAGACCUUUAUAAUGAAGAAAAAGAGUGUUUGUGCGCGACGAUUGAGCUUUCACUUUGAACUUGUGAUUUGAAAUUCAAGGUUUAAUGUUUAGAUACACAUGCAAGGUCUAUUUAUGCUAGUUUAAGAAGUGCUCACUCACGCCAGUGAUAUGCAUAACAACUGAGGUCAGUAUAUGGCGUGUGCGAAGGUUUAUGUUGUUUCAAGGUAAUGCGAAUCCACUGAUGUUUCCGCUGACGGCUCUCUGUUGUAGAGGUUUCUCUUCGUUGUGGCGGCUCUCUGUUUCAUCAGAGUUUUUCGAGUUCGGUGAUGUUUCCGCUAAUGGGGUUUCUCCAUGGCUUGUGGCGAAACAGUCCUAAUUUUGGUGAGGGCUUCACGAUCUAUACUUUUGAUCCCGGUAUUGGCGCCGUGUCGUUGGUGAUAUGGUUUUUAGUGGUUUGUUCUCUUUUUUUUCGUCUCUGCACUAUGGGUUCGUCGUUACGGUGUCUAUCUCUCUUCCUCUUUGCAGCAGGCAAUUGACGGUGGGGAUGCCGACCAGUAGAUUGGCUACCACCUAGUCGAUGGUUCUUUUGUUUCGAUUGCUGGAUCGCGUGUUUUGGCCGGAGGCAACCCUCUUGGCACUUUUGUGUCGCUCUUCCACUUUGCUUCAGGCUUGGUGUUCGGUUGGGUUUCCAUGGGUCCCUCUGUGGUGGGUUUUCUCCUGUUUCUGUGUUGGGCCUUCCGUCUCCUUCCCAACGGCAUAAACACUUCCAGUCUUGCAGUUCCUCUGAUCUGGAGUUUACCGAUCCCCUUUCGGUGCUUUCCGUUGAUGGUGGUGUUUUCCGAUGAGUACGUCUUGCUGACGUCGUUCUAUAGGCGUACGGUUUAUGCUGGAUGUGUUGUGGUGGGUCCGGGAGAAACUUCUGGUUCUUGUGGUUGGGGCUUUUUUUCAUGGGUUUGUUUGACUGGGCUUCGGUCUAAUCCCAGUUCUGGUUCUUGUGGUUGGGGCUCUUUUUUCAUGGGUGUCUUGUAAUGUGGACUGUUUUCUUUUUGCUUUGCUUGCUUGUACUUUUGCUUCUUUGUAAUAAUAUGUAAGUCUUUGCUUGUCGAAAAAAAAAAAAAAAAAGGUAA